AUGAUCGUUCCAGUCUUUGAAGACUUCGCCAUAGGCAUCAGAGGUCCUCCAUCGAGUGACAAAACCCAACUUGCGAAUCAACUGACAGCCGUGCUUCGGCAGUUAGUGACGAACGACGUUUUGGUCAGCCUUGGAUGUUAUGCUGUGGCCUCGGGAGUUGUUUCCAAGAUGCUUGACCGGGAUAACGUCGACGCUCACCACGUUGAAAAGGUACUCGAGUGGUUGAACGACCGUCCGCGUGGUUCAUUCAACCAUCCAUGUGAUCUCCUACUGGAUCCAGAUUGUACACAGUGGGAAUUAGAUGGUUCUGCCGUGGCCGAAGUCGCCAGGAUGAUCAAACUACGAGUCGAGGCAGCAUUCCAUUUCCGUGCGUCUCAGACCAUUGACGGGCCAUAUAUCAAGAAGAAUAGCCCCUGGCCCGGGAUUCAGAAGCUUGUCUGUCGUUUUAAAAUCGUUGAAGGCUUCUUGAUUUUGGCCAAUCAAAACGGAACGAAGCAGACGAGAGGAGUCCCAGAGCUGUAUCAGCGGAGGUUCGCGCAGGCAUAA
This is a messenger RNA of Pseudomassariella vexata, 546 nucleotides long. RefSeq lists its product as uncharacterized. The record is from RefSeq and is a predicted model, not a curated record. The transcript has 2 exons. Bases 1 to 546 code for a protein of 181 amino acids. NCBI's taxonomy places the organism in Eukaryota, Fungi, Ascomycota, Sordariomycetes, Amphisphaeriales, Pseudomassariaceae.